UUCCUCGGUGCUGUGUCCCGUUAUCUGAGUCCACAGGAAACCUCAAACUCCUCCAGAGAUGAGACGAAGGAGAAAACAGGACGACGUUUCCCUCCCGGGUCUGAAGAAGUCCACUUUGAGGACUCUGAGGAUGAUGAAGGGCUGGAUCUUUAUCCUUUUCCUGACAGGUGUCCUCCCUCCGGCUUGUUCAGGCGUCCAUGUGUUUGUGAGAGACGAGAAGAGGUACGCCGUGCUGUUCCAGUCCGUGGUUCUUCCCUGUCAGUACAACAGCGUGUCCACUCAGACCCCCGUGGUGCAGUGGGUCUACAAGUCGUACUGUCGAGACCGCACACGGGAUUCGUUCAAUUUCCCAGACAGCCUGGGCGGAGGUCUGGGAGGAGGCGGGCUGACGGGUGGAGCGGGUGGAGCUGUCAGCGGGUACGAGACGGCGAUGACGGCGAGCUACCUGGACUGUGCUGACAGCAGCCGGACGGUCCGGACCGUGGCCUCGGUCUCUGGCUCCUCCAUCACUCUGUCAGAGUACUACAAGAACCGAGACAUCUCCAUUAUCAACAAGGCAGACCUGCGUGUGGGAGAGGUGCAGUGGGGCGACAGUGGCGUGUACAUCUGUAAAGUGGUGAUAUCUGACGACUUGGAGGGUCAGAACGAAGCGUCCGUGGAGCUGCUGGUUCUCGGUUUUUCUUGGGUGCCUGAGGAUCUCCUGCCAGACUUUGAUUUGAAGAUUAUGCCAGAAUGGGUGUUUGUGUCCGCGGUGGCUCUGGGCAGCGUCUUGUUCCUGCUGUUGGUCGGGGUUUGUUGGUGUCAGUGCUGUCCUCACUCCUGCUGCUGCUACGUCAGCUGCUGGUGCUGCCCUGACACAUGCUGCUGCCCUCGACACUUAUAUGAAGCAGGUAAAGGUAUAAAGACGGGCAGCUCCACCCCUCAGUUGCCUGCCUACCCUCCAUACUUCGUCACUGGUGUCCCGACCAUGGUUCCCAUCGCGCCCCCGUCACUGGUGGACAAGAUGUCUACCGUCACUGCGUCUGAUGGCAGCCUACUCACAGCAGUGCCAAUGCAUGCUGUAGGGGUUCCCUACCGCGUGCCCACCCCUCAGGAGCAGGACUCUCUCAGGGUGCUUCAGUAUGUAGAGAAGCAGCUGGCUCACUUCCACCCUGCCCGGUCCAUCAGCCACCAGUCCUGUAACCUGUCCGAGCUGAGCUCCCUCCAUGAAGGAGAAACGGGCUUCCGUCAAACAUAUCGAAGCGUCCAGAAGAAAGCUCUGCCGGCCAUUCCUGACCACGACCCGGAGCCUGAACCUCAGCGUUACCAUGAAAGCCGAAGUCCAGAGCUGCAGCGUUACCGGGACAAUCCUCCUUCACCUCGACGAUACCGUGACGACCCGCCAGACCCUCGCCACGGCCAGGACGAGCCCCUUCCUCCACGACGGUACAGUGACGACCCUCCUUCCUCCUCACAGUCACACAGAGCUGCAAGAAAUCCGAGGAAGACUCACAGCGACGAUGAGAACCACAAGAGGUGGAACCCUCGAUCAGAACAUCUGCACAGGAAGUCGUACCGUCCUGAAGGACGGACAGGCUCACUGGAUGAGCUGGAGGAGUUUGCUGCGUCGUACAAACAAAGAGGAACCAGAGAGACAGAGCGGAGAGAGGAGGAGAGAGCGCGGUACGACGUGGAGCUUCUUGAGUUCAGUCAGUAUCCUUCGUACCGGGACUGUCCAGCUCAGCAUUAUCACAGUGAUGACAACGAGCUGGAGGACAACAGUGACCGUGAAGACCACACCCGACGCAACAAGAAGAACAGACACACCAUAAGCCCGCUGUCCUCACCCAAAAGGAGGAGGGGGACCUGGGACAGCGAUCGUCCAGCUCCACCUCCUCCCAGAGUCAGUCCUCCAUCCAGCUCCUCUCAGGAGAAGGACUAUGACAGCACCUUCCUGAACAAGCUGUUGGAUCGCAAAGCAAAGCUGCGAGGGGUCAUCCAGGGGAAGAAGGGGGCCCGCGGUGAGGAGGAUUCAGACUCGCCUUCGAAGAGCAGCUCCAAAAAGAGCAGCGGGGAAUCCAGCCGCUCGCCAAGUAACAGGCUGGAGCUGGAAUCACUGCCUGCUUACUCAGAGACGGAGCGCAGCAGGACCGACAGGCCGUCUCCCCGGCCUGCACACGCUCACUCCUCACCAGCUCCUGCACACGCUCACUCCUCUCCGGCUCCUGCACACGCUCACUCCUCUCCGGCUCCUGCACACGCUCACUCCUCUCCGGCUCCCGCACACGCUCACUCCUCUCCGGCUCUUGCACACACGCUCGCCCACAGAGAGGAACCUCGGGACAAGAGCCGCAAAGUGAGCACCCUCCUGAGCCGGGACUCCCUCAUCGUCUGAUGAUCUGAUGAUCUGAUGGUCUGCAGGCCGCAGACCGAGUGCUGACAGCAAGCUCCAUGUGACGGAAACAUGAUGGACGUGUUUGGACUGUAAAACUGUGUAAAGUAGGACUGACCCUGGAGGAGAGCUGCUGAAGAAACACUCUGUGGACGCUUUAACUCUGGAGACUGUUACCGGAGUUCCUGCCGUGACGUCGCUCAGUGAUGAUGUCAUCACGGUCUCUGUCACCGGCAGCCUCGUAUCUCUCAGCUGGACUAACACUGAACUAACGCUGGCCGUGUGUGUGACCUGGACUGUCCCUCCCUGCAGGACGCCGUCCCUCUCGUCCCUUUAGAGAACGCUCCAGAGCGACCAGACGCGCUUCCAGAACAACGGCUCCAUUCAGUUCCUCCAAUGAGACUCACUGUCUGCAUUAAAACGCAGCAGUUGUUGAGAGGAAGGUGAAUGACUGCACCAUCAUUGUUAAGGACAUAUUGUAGCUUCCAUUGUUUGACAAUACACACACACACACACACACACACACACACACACCCACACACUGUGUCAUUCAGCAACAUAUUCAGGGACUAACUCUGUCUGCUUUUACAAACUGCAGCUGGAUCUAUUAAUAAUCACUAAACGUUGAUGUUCACCUAGAGGACAGAAACUCUCUGAGUGUUUGAACAACGGCUGAAGAGACUUUGAGAGAAAAGAAGCUUUAGCAGUUUUUAGUGAUACGCUGUUUAGUGUUUAGAAAUAUGUGGCAAUGUGCUAUGUUCAGAUUUUAGACGAACACGCUCCCCUGCUCGCCCCUCCUGUCGGUGGAGCUUCAGUGACCUUCAAGAAGAAGAAGCUGCUCUGAUGCAUGAUCACUCUGAUCCUCCAUUUGUCAAUUUUCCAUCAAAGAUGUCUUUCAGUAUCAGAUAUUUGCUUCUUUGUCUCCGUCUCCGUCUUUGUCUUUGUCAGCCGGGGCUUUUCUUGUGGCCCCUCACUGAAUAUAUAAACAUGCAUGUUUCUACUUUGUCCGUUACAUGCUGCCGUAGAAACAUGGCGAUGCAAGAUGGCGGCCUCUGAGGAAGGAGAGCUGCUCCUUAGUUGAUAUUAAAGACUCAUUCAAAUCUUUUUAACAUUAACAUGAGUUUACAUGAAUUCAAACAUACUGAUGAAUACUAUAUUCCAUAUCUAGCUAUUAAAUGAGGCUGAUUAUUGUCCACUGUACCGUUAAAUCCUGUUCAUGUUUAACCCAGCAGAGUCCUGGUUCUAGAGCUCCUCUGUUUCAAACAACGAUUCAUGUCUGAUCCUGGAGCAGGAUUAUGAUAAUCCUGCUCCAGGAUCAGACAUGAGGACAAAACUUUAUAUGAAAAGAGAACUAAAGAAAAUAACGCCCCCUGCUGGUCAGAAGCUUUCCACUCUUGAUGAGAGCCAUAUGGACUCAAAGUCUGACAUAAACACAGAAACUAACAUUAUAAAGCAAUCAUUAAUAAGACGCUGAUCAUCUCAUUUCACUGUGUAGAUCAUGAAGAGACAUCAGCUAAAAACUCCUUACGGUGCCUUUAAUCCAGAUAAUACAAGUAUUAGUUUCCUUUCAGCUCAGCAACUUGUCUCUGUGAAGAAGAGUCCGUUAACCCUUUCAGCUCAGCAGAUUGUCUCUGUGAAGAAGAGUCCGUUAACCCUUUCAGCUCAGCAGUAGCAGCUCAAUCAUCCACAUGAUGCUGAGGUAGAUACUGUGAGUCAAAUAGCACUCAAUGUAGCCCCUCUGCCCUUGUUCAACCUGUUUCCAGCUCACAGUUUCUCAACCUUUCUCAAGUCCUGCACUCAGAGUUCAUUACGUGAACUGGAUUGUUAUAGAAGUGGUUGUAGUGUUGUUCCCUCCUCAGCAUCAAUCAGAUAUGUUUAAUACAAGGUGGUGAUCAUAGCGGAGCAUGCAGCAGUGAAAGAGGAUGAACUCAGCGUGUCAGAGUGAAGAGGAGGAGUUUACUUUAAAGGUUAAUGUGAUGUUUUAAAUCAUGAAGAAGAACAGAAACAUCAAACUGAAGACCUCUGACCCAGUUAUCUGUUCGUCUCAGCGUUCACAGCAUCCGUUCAGUUACUGUGACGCUCUUUAAACUCUGAACUGAGUCUCCCCCCGGUGUUCAGUGUUUAAUGAAGGUUUGAACUAACUCUCUCUGUCUGUUAGUAAACACUGAUCAGCUGUUAAAGGUAGCAAGUUAAAGCUGCAGUCUGAAACAUGCUGAUCAUGAGAACUGUUUGUGGGGUGAGUUAUGUUGUUGUUGUCUGUAAAUAUGUUUCCUCAGAUCCUCAGUGACGGUGUACAUAAGAUCAAGUUUUAAAGCUGGGUUCUGUAUUCAGACCUUUCUUAUCUCUGCUGAGAUUAACCUUCACCAGUCAUCAUCAGUCACAUGACCACGACCUCAAAACGCCACACCUGAGUGUUUAACCAUCAGUCUAACGCCACAAUCCACCUGACGACACUAACACCACGUCUGCAACCCUUCACAUCAACUGUUUCUACUCUGUGUUCUCUUCUGUCUGGUACUGACAAGCGUGUGUCUGUGUGUGUGUGUGUGUGUGUGUGUGUGUGAGAUGACUCUUUACUUUUCUGUAAAGGAGUGGAUGUGUAACGCAGUAUGAGUCACGUCUUUGUUCAUUGUUGGAGUCACAGGCUGCUCGUCUUUGUCACACAGCAGCUCCUCCUGCUCAGACACACAUGUUCCUGCUCCUCGUUGUUUUUUGUCCUCCUCAUAAAUAAAGUGUUUGUUUAUUAAAGAUGGACGCACUGAUUUUUUAAGGAGCAGGAACACAAAGACCUGAAGAUGAACUGUGGAUCCUCUCAACCUGAAGCUUCAGCAGGAUUAAUAAAAAGGUGUGAUAUCA
Molecule: messenger RNA, 5227 nt
Organism: Notolabrus celidotus (New Zealand spotty)
Lineage: Eukaryota; Metazoa; Chordata; Actinopteri; Labriformes; Labridae
Product: immunoglobulin-like domain-containing receptor 2
Exons: 10
Coding region: 59-2374 (771 amino acids)
Biological process (GO): pancreas development
Cellular component (GO): membrane
Source: RefSeq, a predicted model, not a curated record